UUUGAUUUUCUUUCACUUUCUCUCCGAUUUUUCCUUUUUCUCUCACUUUCUUGCCGUCCAAACGGGUAAAAGAAAUAAAAAAAACAAUGAAAAGAGAUGAUUUGUACAUUACGGUUCCCAGUCUUUUCAGGUGUCCGAUAUCAUUGGACGUGAUGAAAUCCCCAGUGAGCUUGUGCACCGGCGUAACUUACGACCGAGCCAGCAUCCAACGGUGGCUAGACAGCGGCAACAACACGUGUCCGGCCACGAUGCAAGUUCUUCAAAGCAAAGAAUUCGUUCCUAACAGGAAUUUACAACGACUCAUUCAGGUCUGGUUCGAUUCGGUUGCUCGGCGUCAAGUCGACGCCGAGCUGGCAGGUGCCAACUCAGGCGUUCCUUCUCAAGAUCAAGUCAAACUCUUGGUCAAACAGCUUGAUAGCAGUUGUCUUUCAUCGUUAAUGAAGAUUGUUUGUUUCGCGAGAGAAUCGGAGGAGAAUCGUGAAUUCCUCGCAAGAAUGGACGGGUUUUUUAACUCGGUAUUUGAUUUCAUGAGGAAAGCGGAAUCGGACAUCAAAUUAAUCGAACAAAUUGUUAGGAUUUUGGAUUUGAUUCAAAGCAAAAUUCAGGACAAGGAGCCGUUGCUGCAAUCAAAUUGCUUGUCAACGAUUCUUGUCAUUCUACAACGAGGAACUUCAGAUUCGCAAAUCCAAUCGCUUCGAUUACUGGAGUCCAUAGCAAUCGAUGGAGAAUCCAAGCUCAAAAUAGCCGAAAAAGAGGGCUUAUUGCUCCAAUUAGUGGAAUCAUUAAGCAAAGAGAAGGAUGAAAGACUGAUCGAGGCGAGCUUAUCCUGUUUGAGCACAAUCACAAAGCCUAAAAGAGUAAAACCCAAGCUAAUCCAAUAUCGAAUCAUCCCGAAACUAAAGAACCUCUUAUCCGAACCAAACAUGAGCGUUUCGGUAAUCGAGAAAUCACUAAAACUGCUGGAAACGUCAUCGUUUUGCAAAGAAGGGAGAGUGGAGAUACAGCAUGAUUCAAUAUUGUUACAGGCGAUUGUGCAGAAAGUACUCAAAGUAUCGAGCAAAGCGACGGAGCAUGCGGUGACGGUGCUUUGGAGCGUUUGUUGUUUGUUUAGAGAGGAGAAAGCUCGAGAAGCUGUGGUGAGUAGUAGCAACGGGAUGACCAAGUUCUUGUUGCUAAUGCAAAGAGAUUGUUCUUCAGCUAUUAAGCAAAUGUCAGCGGAUUUGCUCAAGAUUUUUCGGGUAAAAUCCAACUCUUGUUUGUCAAGUUACGAUACUAAGACUACGCAUAUUAUGCCCUGUUGAUGAAUUUGCUUUCUCCGUUACUUUCCCCUCCCUUUCUUUUCAUGUUCAAAUUGGCCAGG
Messenger RNA from Hibiscus syriacus, 1360 nucleotides. Its product is annotated as U-box domain-containing protein 27-like. Lineage: Eukaryota; Viridiplantae; Streptophyta; Magnoliopsida; Malvales; Malvaceae. The transcript has 3 exons. Bases 87 to 1301 code for a protein of 404 amino acids. The record is from RefSeq and is a predicted model, not a curated record. Gene Ontology annotation, biological process: protein ubiquitination. Gene Ontology annotation, molecular function: ubiquitin protein ligase activity.